Molecule: messenger RNA, 516 nt
Organism: Aphanomyces invadans
Lineage: Eukaryota; Oomycota; Saprolegniomycetes; Saprolegniales; Verrucalvaceae
Exons: 1
Coding region: 1-516 (171 amino acids)
Source: RefSeq, a predicted model, not a curated record
AUGUUGGCGCAACCACGAAAAGUGGCGCAUUGCACGUUGGAUGGUGUGGGCGGCCAUGUGUUUGACGUAUUCGUCAAGGAAUCGACUCCUGGUAACGACGACGCUCCACUGAUCGUGCCAUUCGGACGAGUCGUCCCAGCCAGUGCCGAGGGUAUCUGCUUCACUUCCUUCGGUUUCUUGAUCGCUGUCGACGUCGUCAGCAAUCGAAUGGAAACAGCAUGCAUGGCGGCGUUCUUGGAGGAGACGCAUUGCGGUACGACCUGUGGGAAUGAGAACGUGGGGUUGUGGCGACGUCGUCAUGGCAAGAUGCCUCGACAAAUCUUGCGCCGAUGGGGCCGUCGACGACGACGACAACAGGAACGCUGCAACGACUGCUUCCACGUUGGCGGUGAAGCGAGACAUGACCUGGCGAAACUUCUCCCACGUCGAGUCCUGGUGCUGGCGCUUCUUGUGGGCACACAUGACGCAAGUUGGCGAAUGGAGCGGACGGUGGACGGGGUCGAGCUGCGACUCUGA